Anopheles coluzzii is the source of this 7502-nucleotide messenger RNA. RefSeq names its product breast carcinoma-amplified sequence 3 homolog (gene rudhira). Gene Ontology annotation, cellular component: cytoplasm. The record is from RefSeq and is a predicted model, not a curated record. The transcript has 9 exons. Gene Ontology annotation, biological process: autophagy; response to starvation. Lineage: Eukaryota; Metazoa; Arthropoda; Insecta; Diptera; Culicidae. Gene Ontology annotation, molecular function: protein binding. The coding region runs from base 712 to 6438 and encodes 1908 amino acids.
AAAGUUCGCAUGUGUACUUGAUGAUAGAUGUAAAUCAAGGCUGCUUUAUAGAAAGAGGUUCUUUAUAUCUAUUCAUUAAGACAGUAUUGCUAAAUAGUUCCCAUAAUACACUGUUUUAUUGAAUGUACAUUUCUUUUUUCGUUGAUGUCAGUUGAAGUGGUGUGAGUAUACAAACAAAGGGAUAUUAAAUAUUGCUACCGACAAUCGUUCAUGUGUUCAUGACACACAUCUGUUUGAAUGAGCUUCAGAGAGUGUAUGUGUGUGCUUUGUUGAGGACCUAAUUGAGAAUUCAACAAAAAAAUAUCCAUACGAAUAUAGCAACCAGCAUUUGGAGCAGUUAAUUCAUUGGAUUAUGUAAAGUAAAAUCACAAACUACGAGCCAUCUAAAACCUACUGACAGUGACGAUAGCAGCAGUGAAGAAGAAACAACGGUAGAUCUGGCAAAACAGCGCCGACUGCUUCGAAGUGUUUUCGACCCGUUACAGCUUUAUAACCAAGCAUUUAAGAAAAAUUUUGUGUGACGAAGGAAAUUUUCCUUGACAUUCUGGCGGAGAUCGAGCCCUCCGAGUAUUUGUUAUUACUAAAGGUGUAUGCAAAAUUAGAUGUGAUAAUUUCAUAUGCGUAUGCUGUUGGUUGUUGAAGCAGCCACUCACUGAAGAAGUUGCUGGAAUCCAAUGCUGUUGAACGCAAACCAGGAUACCAUAUCUAAAAAUGUCUGCUGAAUCCCAACGAAGCCGUUUAACGAAUUCUGCUUGUGAAACCGGUAUCAACGUGGUGCGUUGCAUGCCCAAAAUUGUACCUCCACAGACAGUCAACGACCGAUCGAUCAUAGAUAGCGUGGCCGGAUUUAUCAAUGACGUUACAUUGCAAGGACAGGCUCCGCUAGGUGAUAGUAAAGAUCAUAUUCUAUGGGUUCGCUUUGAAAACGCAGCCGACAUCAGUGAUCCAUCAUUGGGUGACGAUUGGGAACUGGAUGGUGGAAUAGCACCUCCGUUGCUUUUGAUAUUGGGCUAUGUCACUGGUGUACAGGUUUGGGUCGUACCAGCCAAUGGGGAAGCUUCGGAAGUAUUAUCUUGGCGUAAUGGAAGUGUUAAGUGUUUGCGCGUGCUACCUACACCUACGUCUAGUGAUCAUGAUUCGAUUACAGAACCGACAGACCAGUUCACUCACAAGCGCCCUUUAAUUGCACUUUGUGAUAGUGGUGCAAAUGGGAAUGGUGCCAGCGCAGGAAUGGCUACUUCCAAUGAUAAUUUCCAGUAUUGUGCAGUCAACUUUAUAUCCCUUAAGGACGGCGAAACAGUGAAAAGCAUAAAAUUCAAAAGUAUAAUUGUGGACAUCUUAGCGAAUCGUUCUUCAAUUGUAGUUACAUUUCCUGAGCGAAUAGCCGUUUUUGAUGCUCGUACAUUAGAAGAUCGCAUUACAGUGACGUCUUGUCACCCAAGCCCGGGACUUAAUCCAAAUCCAGUUGCGCUAGGGUCUCGCUGGAUAGCAUACGCGGAGCGGCGCCUAAUUCCAUCCAAACGCUCAAGUGGAGGCUGCGAAGGUGAUGGUGUCACGAGUUACACUGCAACUGUUCUUAAUGCAGCUAAAAGCUUUGGCAAAGGUCUACGCGAGUUCAGCGAACAUGUUGCGGCUGGAUUGACUGGUAGCCAUCUAGGCUCUUCUUUGAGCUCUAAUCUGGUUGGUGGAGGCAGCAGUUCCAAUUUAGGUGGAGUUGGCGCAGGUUUAGUUACUGGAAGUAAUUCUAACUCCGCAAGCGAAACAAGUGGAUUAAUUGCUGGAGGCAUCGUAAGCGGUGGAGGGAUUAUUUCCGAGGGUAAUCAAGCAGGCGUUGUUACAGUUUUGGAUAUCAAGCAUCCUGUCAAGGACGUAAGUCCUACUACAGGUGCGCCAAUUACUGUCUCUGGUAGUGACCCCAUCGUUGCUCAUUUUAUUGCUCAUUCCGAAGCAAUAAUCGCUUUGGAAUUUGAUGCAUCUGGUAUGUUACUUCUUACUGCUGACAAACGCGGGCAUGAUUUUCACGUGUUCCGAAUACAACCUCACCCAAGUGGAUCGUCGCUUGCGGCUGUGCAUCAUCUAUAUGUAUUGCAUCGCGGAGAUACCUCUGCUAAGGUACAAGACGUUGCAUUUUCAUGUGACUCUCGGUGGGUGGCAGUAUCCACGCUCCGCGGUACCACUCACGUUUUUCCCAUAACACCAUAUGGUGGACCAGCAGGUGUGCGAACGCAUGGCUCUCCUCAUGUCGUGAAUAGAUUAUCCCGAUUUCAUCGAUCAGCAGGACUCUCGGUUGAAGGACGGUCAAGCAGUCCCGUAUCGUACUCCGGUGAUACUGCAAUCGGUUCUAAUAAUGUGUCUGCUGCGAUGGCUUAUUCAAACCCUCGCUCUCCUCCGUUCCCACAUCCAACUAUAAUACAACCGCUUGCACAAUUGAGACAAUCUACUAAUUUGAUAGGAAGCGGGGUAGGAGCUAACAUCGGAACCUGUGUCUCUAAUGGCUCAGGAUCAAGCAAAUCAAUCUGCGGAGGUCAUCUUGCCAAUCAUCAGAGACAGCGUAACUCUUCUUCAUCGUCAUCAGAUGAUUCUGUGAAACCAUUACGUGUAUGCGCCACCUUUGCAAAGGCUCGCUCGUGGCUGCUCGAUCUUCCUGGUGGUGUGUUGCGUGACAUUCCUGCCCAUCGCAUACAGCGCAAACCAGUUGAUUCAUUGUUCAUCAUGGCAGCACAUGGAGCUUUAAUUCAGUACGACCUGGAACCCAAGCAUGCAUCAGGGACGCCAAAGGAGAAAGUAUGCGAUGAUACGGCGAUCGAAUUAGAGAUAGAAGCUAAAGCACAAUGGUGUCUACAGCGCCAAGAAAAUGCAUCUGUUGCAGAAAUUCAACCACCGCUUGCUCUGGACAACUGGCUCAUAAAAGACCAAAUUAUAGAAGAAGAUAAUUCUGGCAAAAGACAAAAUACUGGAUCGAUGCAAGAGUAUGAUCGCUCACAACAUUCACAUCAACGUGAAAGUACUCCUGUAGAUCACGAUGAUCGGUGGUUGUCGCAUGUUGAGAUAAUAACUCAUGCUGGUCCGCAUCGUCGUUUAUGGAUGGGUCCGCAAUUCAUGUUUAAAACAUAUAGUACACCGAGUGGUUCCCCGUUGACCUCUAUUGACGCAGAAGCAGUAGAAAUAGGUACCAAUACCAGCGGUAGUAGCGGUGCCAUGUUGAACCGGAUACUGCAACGAUCCCAUCCAAUGAAUAUGCAUUCAGUUGGAGGUAUGAGACCUUUGGUUCCUGUACUAAUUGAAUCUGGAUCAUGUUUAGAUGGUUUUGAGCAAAGUCCACGAAUAAUGAAUAUGAACGAAUUUCGACAUCACGAAAACCUGGGCACCGAGUUGUUAUCAUCGUUAGGUCCAGUAGAAUCACAAUUACGCGAAGAUCUUGCAGAUGCUAUGCGUGAAUCACCUCUUAACUCUACUAGGAAAGAUACAACAGGCAACCUUUCGGAAACUGGUUUGACGUUUGACUGUAACCUCAAAGGGCAAGGAUGUACUAAAUGGCAAGAACAACAUCACCAAUCAACAGCUCUGGAAAAUCAACACACAUCGUUUAAUGCUACUGGUCUUUCGUCCAUGUCAUCAUGUUCAUCUACAUCCAUAUAUUCAUCCACACACUCGCUGACUUCUAUCUGUGAUCAUCAAAAUCAACAAGGACUUCAACAGCAAUAUCAACAACAGCACCAUCAAUACCAGUGUAGUGGGAGUUGUAGAUGUAAGGCAUUUGGGAAUGAACAAUGCAUUGAAAGUUUUUAUGAGUGUAUGCUUCAUCCAGGUUCUCCUAAUAAGAAAGAAAAUAUCCACAAAACUCAUGGACAAACAAUGCAAAAUAUUAGAAAAUCUUGUCCAAAUGUGAUUUAUUGUCAGCAGCAACAACAAUACGAAAAUAUUAACUCUUUUGGAUCCGAUGCGGUUUGUGUAGAGAGAAAUAAAAACCAAGGUGCAAGCAUUACAAUUGCUAAAGUAGUCAAUCCUCUCGGAACAGUUACAACAAUCAGCACCGUUGGGACUAGAUCAAUUACCCCAAACAGCAUCAAACCAGACGAUUUUAUGCAAGAAUGCAUCGAAUCAUAUCUUCAUGAAAAUUGUGAUGAAGCACUCUUUCGCCCUGUAGUAACAGUACAUUAUGAUAACGUGCAAUCUAGAAAAAUACCGACACAGGAGAUUGACAUGAUGGAAAACCGGUCUAACAUAUACCAUGAUACGUCAAUAAAUAGCAUUGAAUGCAGUAGUGUUGAUAGUUGUGAUAAAGGAAAAUUCAUGUUCAGGGGCAAUGAAGAACAAUCUAAACAGUCAGCAUUUUUGGUUGAACCGGAUUUGAUUGUACCGGUUAUUGAAGAGAAGAACUUAUCAUCCUUAAGUUCUGUUACUGCAAUUAGACAACAGGAUUCAAAACAUGAACAACUAAGAGAUUCAAAUAUCGAAAUAUUAAAAAAAAACAUGCAUGAAAAAUUCAAUACAAGAAAAAAAUCCUUGACUAAAAUUGACGAUACCAAGGAUUUAAAAUUUGAAUCUGAACGGUCGGACUCAGGGAAAGCAUGUGACGAAUUUGAGAAUAUUGAAUUGCCCAAGUUAUGUAACAAUCCUUUGCGAAUUAAUGAGAGUAUAUUAAAGAAAGAGAGAAGGGAUUCCUUGAAAGAAGAAAAGGACAUUUAUGAUGAUAGCCAAAUCGAAUCAUUAACAAAAAAACUUCUCAUUUCAAAGAACAUAGGAUCAACAAAAACACGGAAAAAAAGUUUACCCGUGUUAGUAGAUUCACAUAAAUUAGUAAACGUUGAUCGAAAACUUCGAAGAGAUUUAGAUAACUUCGGUAAUAGUGCAGUGCAUCAUAUUAAGAACAUCAUAAGCAGUAACAAAACAAGCGAUAAACAGGAAUACAAUCUUGUUUCACUUAAUCAAAAGGGCUUUACACAAGAUACUCAAAGUGUGAAAAAUGAAUUGAUCAAUCCGAUUUCAGAUGCUCCUCCGUCAGUUUUAAUGUACCAUGAAUGCUUACUUCCAUCGCUAGAAUCAUUGAAAAUUGACGAUAUAGAACUGUUCGGUGAAGACAGUGGGCAACAAACAACUGAACAAUCAACUGAUAAUAGUAAUGCUAGAGAUACUUCUGUAAUUGACAAAGAUGGUUCAAAAUCUGAAUACUCUGAGAGCUCAAAUAUUAUUGCCAAAAAUCAGAAAAUGAAAGAAGAAAAAACAUCUAAUGAGGAAAAAGAAACAUCUGGGAUAGUUACUACACCAGAUUUGGAUAACUAUUACGACCCGGUAAAUAACGAUCAAAGGUACAAAAUGUUGGGGUAUACAGAUUGUUCUCAAACAGUUGUGCAAUUGAACGAUAAUAUAGAUAAAUGUGCUAUGGAUGACAAAAAUGACGAAAACUUUGAUGUGCAUCAACUAAAUCAGCUAAAGUUUGAUAUGCAGGAAGUUUUAUCGCGUGGAAAUAUAAUGUUGGCAAUGUGUUCUAGCUUGCGUGAAGUCUCAGAAUCUAUUGAUACCUAUCCGUCUAAUUCGAGUGAUUCUACUCGAAAAGAACAGUCAGAAAAUUUUAAUAAUCUAAAUGAAUGUGAUGCAAAUUAUUCUCUAUUUUCGGAAAAUGAGUUAGACUUAAAAAAACGAGCCACUUACGAAAAACAAGUCACGAGCCCAUUUCACCAUCCCUCUACGGAACAUGCAACACCUUUGGUAGGUUUGCUGUUUUCGGCAUCUGAGAAAAUAUCCGAUGAGGAUGUUACCGACAAUUUAAUAAAUAACGAUCAAGAUAAGGAAACUGGUCAUGAUGAUGUAGCUUUGACAAAAAAGAAAACUAAAACCAUGUAUACAUUCAUAGAGCCGGACGAUAAAGUACGACGUUGGCAUUACCCAAAUAACAGUCUAAGUAAUAAUAAAAGUACAUCUAUUAUUAUGACAACGAUGGGAGAUCCAGAAGUUGAUAGUGACGAUGAAGAUGAGAAGCGUGAUGAAGGAGAUGAUGGAUUAGAGCCAUUAAUAGCUUUUCAAAAAACUUCGUCAUAUUUAAUUUCUGAUACUACAAAUAUUGAAAACAAUAACUAUUCGACAUCCAGUGAAGGGUCGCUGUUGGGAAUACAAAAUGAAAUGUCUGUAUCAAUGGCAGCACUGCCUAUAGAAAAUGUACGAUGCGUUCAGGGUAAAGAAUUUCAAGAACCUGUUCAUGUAUCAGAUUCAGCAGAAUCCGUUAAUUAUAACAGAAUAAGAACAGAACCAACUGUCGCUCUCGAUGAUGAUUCCACCAUUGCUUCAUCACAGAGUUUAAUACCUAAUAGUAAUUCAAGCAGUAAUUUAGACACAAGCCUGAUAGCUUCUUCCAUCACAACCAAGACUACAAGUGAUGUACCAGCAGGGAGUGGUAAUGGAGGAAAUGGGAAGAAAAAAUCAAAAAAGAAGCGAAAAUAACUGCUGUUUGACCUAGUAAAGCUAUUGAUGUUUUCACUUCCAUCAUAAUGUGUUUUGUUAAAGCUAUGGUAAAUGUACGGUACCAUCUUAGUAAGUUUUAUUUAAUUUAUACUUAUUGUUUUAGUCACUCCUUUAAAAUCACAGUUUAAUCUAAUGAUAACACGUUAGCACUGCUAGUGAUUAAACCGAAUAAUGCGAUGCAAUUACAUUGAAAUCAAACGUAAAUUCUUGAAAAAAAAACUCUUAUGUUAAGAAGUUUGCGAAAUAAACUUUUUUUUUAAUACGUGAGUUUUUCUUACUCUAGUAUAUUUUUGUACGAGUGUUUUUUUGUAAAUUCAUCUAUUAAGUAUCUUUCAAAAUUUAAAAUUAUCUUGCUUCUUAUUAAAUUAGAUUUUCUCGUUUACACCUGGGUAUAUCUAAAUAGUUUUAACGAUAUCUGGCAUCACACGCUCACACGCACGUUUUAAUCUUAGUUAUGCAUCAUUGUAAAACACAUGUACAAUAAAAUAAUAAUUUUAUUCUUCUAGGCUAUAUUUUUAUUCUAUAUUCAGUUUUAAAAUGAACUAGCUUUGUUUAAAAAAAUGUUAGGUUGAGACAUACAGACAUGGCAUGUAAACCAUUAAGUUCAGCAAAUCGGAUAUACAUUUCAUUUAAAAUAGUCUAAACUACUCUGAAACUCUGUUUGAUUGUUUUAUAAGAACAUCUCUUUUUACUGAUGAUUGAAAUAUUCUAGGGAUACAUAAGCUAGCAUAAAACUGUGCUUCGGAUCCGUGAUUUCAAUAUUGUAAAAUAUGUGUUUGACGAGCCCAAAAUGAUUCUAUUACUAUAUUAUUAAUCUAUAAAAACGUAAGAAAAGGCAGUAAUCACUUCAAAGAAGCCAUUUUAGUUUUAUUGUUAAAUUUAUUAUACAUGACAUUUUUUUUCAUUCAGUUUCAGUUGAUCAACCGGAAUGUCACAAGUGACAAAAUACUAACAUUUUUUUCAAUAAAAACGUAAGCUUUUGUCAAUAUUUUGUAACAUAGAGCCGCUUAGAAAUAAAGUUGACAAAAAGUGAAAACAUUUAA